CACUCCAGCUGCUCUCAGACUGAUCCUCACUCUCCAAUCUCCGUAAACCUCAACCUCGGUGUCAUCAUGUCUGAAGUCCAGCAAGCCAUGCUCCUACUCAUCAGCGCCUUUCAUAGAUACUCUGGCAAAGAGGGGGACGACCUCUCCCUGAACAGGGGCGAGCUGAAAGAUCUGCUUGAGAAUGAACUCAAAGAAAUGCUGGGGAAAUCCAAUGACCAGGCCGCAAUCGAUCGCAUCUUCAAGGAACUGGAUGCAAACAAGGACAACAAAGUUGACUUCGCAGAGUAUGUGGCGCUGGUGUGCAGCCUCACGCAGAUGUGCCACGAGUUCUUCGUGACCAGGAAGAAGUAAGGACCCGAGCGCCACCUGGAGGCCAACACAGAGAGGUCCCUUUCUGUGAAAAAAGUUUCUCUAGCAAGCUGUUCUGAUAAAAGAAUAAAUAUUUAAUACUGCUUGAAGGUACUUACGUGAAAAAAAAUAAUUCAAAAGUAUGUCUUAAUGCAAAAUUAAAUAAACGUUUCUUUUUCUUCUUUGAAA
Messenger RNA from Limanda limanda (common dab), 537 nucleotides. Its product is annotated as ictacalcin-like. Gene Ontology annotation, molecular function: transition metal ion binding; calcium ion binding. The transcript has 3 exons. The record is from RefSeq and is a predicted model, not a curated record. NCBI's taxonomy places the organism in Eukaryota, Metazoa, Chordata, Actinopteri, Pleuronectiformes, Pleuronectidae. The coding region runs from base 67 to 351 and encodes 94 amino acids.